This is a messenger RNA of Eimeria necatrix, 633 nucleotides long. Its product is annotated as Reverse transcriptase, related. Lineage: Eukaryota; Apicomplexa; Conoidasida; Eucoccidiorida; Eimeriidae. The coding region runs from base 1 to 633 and encodes 210 amino acids. The transcript has 2 exons. The record is from RefSeq and is a predicted model, not a curated record.
AUGUCAGCCGAGGAGGCAGCAGUAUUCCUACGCCCGCCUCCAAGGAGGUAUAAGUCCCACGCGGAGACUAAGGCGAAGGCGCGGAUAACGCCGCUCGUUCGUCAGGCGGCGGACGACACAAAUGAUCUCAGUACUCCAUUGCACGGUUUGCAUCUCAUACUGGCUCUGCCCGAAGCCGGUUCGGCAGUGCCCUUAAGGCUCUCUGAUGAAUGGCAAAGCGCGCUUUGUUGCGCGUUAAUUGGGAAUCAACCCACGUCCUCCGGCUGGCGUAGCCCUUUGGCCUCCACCGCCUCGGUGACAGCGGAGAGUGACGAGGAGUCUCCCUGGUCUAUGGCAAAACUCGAGCACAAUCUGUUCGACGAAUGGAUAACUUCGCCAGAGGCGCAGGAUAUUCCAUAUCAGCUCACAUUCCACAAACAGGAGAUAGCUAAACUAUCGGACAGUGGUUGGAUUGGACCGACCUAUUCGCCUAUUUGCUCUUCUACGAUCAUGGUGGACAAACGUGAUGAUGGCUCCGGGGAGCGGAAGAUGCGUAUGGUUGUCAAUUACCAGGCUCUAAAUGCCCUUACGAUAGCCCCUGCUUUUCCACUACCUCCCAUUCAAACCAUUAUGGAGCUGCUGGGAGGCGCCUAG